AGCAACUGCACGUUUCGAAUCCAUUUUUCGAAUUGUUUUCGGUAUUUGUUCCUCGCCGAAGUAACAUUAGUUCUAGCUUGUUCAAACUUCUCAAACACCUUGCUCGAGCUUCUAGAUUCUGAUUCAAACAGAAAUAUUGCGUUGCUUUCCUUGUAGUGGUAGCUUAUCAGCGCUUUUCUGCACUCUGUACAAAGCAUUCUCUACUCUGCAGUCCAGAUGGACGACCCCAGGGGGCAGGAUAUAACACUAAAGGACGACGGGGAGGAAUUGGCCUUCAAAAGAAUAGUAAAAGAAGGACCUGCUGAUGACAAACCCCAUCGCAAUGAUGAUGUCUAUGUUCACUAUGUCGGGCGUCUUCCCAGCGGGGAAGUCUGCGACUCGACCAGGGAGCGGGGAACUCCAUUCAAAUUUCAGCUUGGAGGAGGCAAGGUGUUGAGAGGCUUUGAUGUUGGCGUGGCAACCAUGAACGUCGGGGAGCAGGCCGUAAUGACCCUGACGCCGAGGUACGCGUUUGGUGCCAAGGGCACGGCAAAAGUGCCGGCCAACACCACGGUGGAGUUUGACAUUGAACUGCUCUCCUACACUGGCCAGGACGUCACCAAAGCGCUGGACGGUGGUGUGCUCAAGAACAUGCUGCGUGCGGGUCAAGGCUUCCUGACGCCUCACAACAAGGCGAAUGUAACAUUGAAACUGAAAUGUUGGCAUGGCGAGCGACUUAUCGAGGACGAGAGAUAUGAGUUCGAGCUUUCAAAGUCAGGUGGUGGUACUAGCAAUCCACGGCUGUUGACCAAGGGUGCCUUGCUCGGUCUGGGCAUCAUGCGAGAAAGGGAGGUAUGCCGCUUGAUCGUCGAGCCGGAGUACGCCUAUGGUGACGAUGGCUGCCCGGAGCUGGACAUCCCGGCCGGUGCCACAUUGGUGUAUGAACUCCACCUGGUCAAGCUGCAAAAUAAAAAGAAAGUCUUUGAAAUGGGAUAUGAGGAAAGAAUGGAAGAAGCAGCUAAAGUCAAAGCGGAAGGCACCGAGUAUUUCAAGACUACAGAGUAUGCAGCUGCUCUCAAGUGCUACAAGCGAGGUGCGGAGCUGACCGGCGAAGAGAAGAUCUUCAAGGCAGAGCGCGAGCAGAAGGAGAUGGGCCAGCUGAGACUACUGUGCCUGUUGAACUGUGCGGCCACGCAGCUCAAGCUGAAGAUGUGGGCCUCGGCCAGAGAAUCCUGCUCACAGGCGUUGGAGCUCGACGGUGAUAAUGUGAAGGCGCUCUAUCGCCGUGCAGAGGCAUACCUUGGUCUCAACUGCCCGGAGGACUCCAUCCAGGACCUGCAGCGCGUCCUGAAGCUGGAGCCGGACAACAAGCCGGCCCGCCAGCGCAUGCGCCAGGCCGAGGACAAGCAGAAAGUGCUGCGCGACAAGGAGAAGAGCUUGUACAGCAACAUCUUCUCCCGCAUGGCGCAGGAGCCGCAGGCCCAGGCGCCAGCGCAGCCCAAUCUCUUUGAGGAGGCACAGGCGCGCUUGGACGCCGAGAAGGCUGCACAGCUGGCCAAGGUCGAACAAGCCGCAGCGGCAGCAGCCGCCUCGGCAGUGAAAGCAGAAGCCGCCGAGUAAGCCGAAUCCACUGGCUGAAUCUUGAACAUACGAUAAUUGAUUGACUUGUGCAUUGUUUUGCCUGUGACUGUGUACCUGGUGCCACUCUGUGCUCCAACAUUUCUAUAAUUAUUACGUAGGCUGCAAAUUAUGCAUGAUAUGACUUCAUUCUGCGGGCAAUUUGAAGCAAUUUCCUUCCUACUGCAAAGAAAAGUUUCAAAUCUCCACCCAGCUGAUGAAAUAGCCGGCCUACACCGCAUGCUGCAUUUAUAUACUGACCAUCGAAUGUCCCUCACUCCCUAGGUAUUUUGAAGCUCAGUUCCUUUUUUUAUGAAGAAGAAAGCCUUUAAAUAAUUUCUUUGACCGCUGCUGUCGCUAGCUGCUGCUUUUGCAGUUGAUCGUUGCCCUCUUUUUAUGCUGCUGUACAUUCUGCUACAGUCAUGGUAUUCCUAUUCUUUCAUAUUUCCAUAACAGGAGGCAUUUGUUAUCAUGCUG
Sycon ciliatum is the source of this 2073-nucleotide messenger RNA. Its product is annotated as peptidyl-prolyl cis-trans isomerase FKBP4-like. Gene Ontology annotation, molecular function: protein binding; peptidyl-prolyl cis-trans isomerase activity. Bases 217 to 1599 code for a protein of 460 amino acids. The record is from RefSeq and is a predicted model, not a curated record. Lineage: Eukaryota; Metazoa; Porifera; Calcarea; Leucosolenida; Sycettidae. The transcript has 8 exons.